Molecule: messenger RNA, 2163 nt
Organism: Eruca vesicaria subsp. sativa (arugula)
Lineage: Eukaryota; Viridiplantae; Streptophyta; Magnoliopsida; Brassicales; Brassicaceae
Source: the annotation of a GenBank genome assembly
AUGGAGCACGGUGGUAAUAAGGUUGCGAUGUUCCUGGCGUGGGAGGAUCUAACGGUGGUGAUUCCAAACUUCGGCCAAGGACCGACAAAGAGAUUAUUGAAUGGAGUGAAUGGUUGUGGUGAGCCAAAUAGAAUCUUAGCCAUCAUGGGUCCUUCUGGUUCUGGCAAAUCUACACUUCUUGAUGCCUUAGCAGGAAGAUUAGCAGGGAAUGUAGUGAUGAGUGGCAAAGUUCUUGUCAAUGGCAAGAAGAGAAGGCUUAACUUUGGUACUUCUGCCUAUGUGACACAAGAAGAUGUAUUGCUAGGAACUUUGACAGUGAGAGAAUCAAUAGCUUACUCAGCUCACCUCAGGCUCCCAUCAAAGCUUAGCAGGAAAGAGAUCAGUGACAUCGUGGAAGCUACAAUCACUGACAUGGGUCUACAAGAAUGUUCAGACAGGACAAUAGGAAACUGGCACAUGCGUGGAAUAAGCGGAGGAGAGAAGAAACGGCUUAGUAUUGCCCUCGAGGUCUUAACCAAACCGAGUCUCCUCUUCCUAGACGAGCCCACAAGUGGACUAGACAGUGCCUCAGCUUUCUUCGUGGUUCAGAUUCUCAGAAACAUCGCUAGCAAUGGCAAAACAGUGAUUUCUUCAAUUCAUCAGCCGAGUGGUGAGGUCUUUGCACUCUUUGAUGACUUGCUACUUCUCUCUGGAGGAGAAACUGUUUACUUUGGAGAAGCAAAGUUUGCAACAAAGUUCUUUGGUGAAGCCGGCUUUCCUUGUCCUAGCAGACGGAACCCAUCUGACCACUUCCUUCGCUGUGUCAACUCAGACUUCGAUGUUAUCACAGCAACUUUGGACUCUUCUUUCUCUCUUCACCAACUACAUGAAACGUCAAACACGUUAGACCCCAUGGAUAAUACACCAACAGCAGAAAUUAGAACAACGCUUGUAAGAAAAUUCAAGUGUUCAGAAUACGCAGUAGCUUCACGGGCAAGAAUUCAAGAAAUAGCAUCAAUCAAGGGACUUGUCACUGAAAGGAACAAUGGGAGUCAAAGAAGCUGGUGGAAACAACUAAGGGUGCUUACUCAACGAUCUCUCAUCAACAUGAGUAGAGACUUAGGUUACUAUUGGAUAAGGAUUGGAGUCUACAUACUAUUAUCCAUCUGCGUUGGAUCAGUCUUCUUCAACGUCGGGAGAAGCCACACAAAUGUGAUGACCACUGCAGCUUGUGGAGGAUUCAUGGCAGGUUUCAUGACUAUUAUGUCAAUAGGAGGUUUCCAAUCUUUCAUUGAAGAGAUGAAGGUGUUUUCUAGGGAAAGGCUAAAUGGACACUAUGGGGUUGCAGUAUACACUCUGUCUAAUUUCUUCUCCUCGUUGCCUUUCAUAAUCCUCAUGUGCCUUGCAACCACAUCAAUCACUAACUACAUGGUGAAGUUCCAACCCGCAGCUUCUCAUUUCUUCUAUAGCUGUCUCGACCUCAUCAGUGCCAUUGCAACCGUGGAGAGUUGCAUGAUGAUGAUAGCUUCUAUGGUUCCUAACUUCUUGAUGGGAGUCAUAAUAGGAGCUGGUUACAUUGGAGUUAUGGUGUUGAGUGCUGGAUUUUUCAGACUGUUCCCUGACUUACCUAUGGUGUUCUGGAGAUACCCAGUGUCUUACCUAAACUAUGGUGCAUGGGCACUACAGGGAGCAUUCAAGAAUGAGAUGAUAGGAGUUGAGUAUGAAUAUCCAUUACCUUUGGUACCAAAAAUGAAAGGAGAGCUUAUUCUUGAAACAGUUCUUGGCAUAAAUCCAGCACAGUCCAAGUGGUUGGAUCUAGUUGUUGUGAUGAUGAUUCUCAUUGCGUAUAGGCUUCUCUUCUUUGCCAUCCUCAAGUUUCGCGAAAAGGUUUUCCCAUUGAUUCACAUGUUGUACACGAAGAGAACUCUGAGCCAUAUCCAGAAAAGGCCUUCUUUCAGGAGAAUGUCACCUUUCCCUUCCAAGCGACACAAUGUUCACCAUGCCCUCUCUUCUCAAGAAGGACUCAACUCCCCACUGCAUUAAAAGCUCUACGAUGCCUGGAAGAUAUUACUCGCUUCUAACCUUUUGCUAGAGUUUCAUAUAUUUCACUAUGCUAUACUACUACUCUCUUCAAACUUGUUAAAACUAUUUGUAGCAUGUUGCGUGAGGAUAAAGAGAGAGCUA